Molecule: messenger RNA, 1841 nt
Organism: Dermacentor andersoni
Lineage: Eukaryota; Metazoa; Arthropoda; Arachnida; Ixodida; Ixodidae
Gene: grp
Product: serine/threonine-protein kinase grp
Biological process (GO): DNA damage checkpoint signaling; protein phosphorylation
Cellular component (GO): cytoplasm
Molecular function (GO): ATP binding; protein serine/threonine kinase activity
Source: RefSeq, a predicted model, not a curated record
CGCUUUUCUUGGUCCAUGUGCCGCAAUAUCUGUCAUGAUUUUCCAAUGAAACGAAAGAUUUGAAUUGCAGUCGCAGGGCAGAUUACAUGACCCGAGACAAGGAACCAUGGGCCUUACUCCCGGUACGCGGUCCAUGGCAUCAUGUCCUGCGUCCACUGCCUCAAGCACCAUGAAGCACGAGUUUGUGGAAGGCUGGGAUUUGACGCAAGUGCUGGGUGAAGGAGCGUAUGGGGAAGUCAAGCUUCUGGUUAACAGGGCAACACAAGAAGCAGUCGCAGUCAAAGUGUUGAAUAACAGUGACCACGCUGAAGCAGCUGAGAACUUUAGAAAAGAGAUAUGUGUUCAUCGAAUGCUUAACCAUGAUAACAUCAUUAAGUAUUAUGGUCACAGGAAGGAUGGGAAUCAGCAAUAUAUUUUUCUUGAGUAUGCAUCUGGCGGUGAGCUGUUCGAUAGAAUAGAGCCGGAUUGUGGCAUGGACCAAGGAGUUGCUCAAAGAUAUUUCAAGCAAAUAAUGUCUGGAGUGGAGUACCUGCAUUCAAAAGGCGUUGCACAUAGGGAUUUGAAGCCUGAGAACAUCCUAUUAGAUGCCAAUGACAACAUCAAGAUCUCUGACUUUGGCAUGGCCACAGUGUUUAGGUUUCGGGGAGAAGAAAGAUUACUUGUGAAGAGGUGCGGUACGCUGCCGUACAUUGCACCUGAAGUGCUUGUCAAGCAGUACCGUGCAGAGCCUGCCGACAUCUGGAGCUGUGGGGUCAUCCUAGUCGCACUGCUUGGUGGGGAACUGCCUUGGGACAAGCCUUCUGCAUGUUGCCCAGAGUAUAAAGAUUGGAAGGACUGCAAGAUUACUGUGCCACCAUGGUCAAAACUGGACAAUGCAGUUCUUUCACUACUUCGAAAAAUACUGAUGCCAAACCCAGCGAAAAGGUACACAAUAGAGCAAAUCAAAAACCAUCAGUGGAUGAAGAAACUUCUCAAAUCGAAAAAUGCCAAUACCAAGUGGCUGGGCAGCAAUGUGGAUUCGUUCACACGCAAGAAUAGCUGCUUUGACAUUGGUCAGGCAGCUGAUGCAAGCAGGGACGACGACACCAUCACCAGGCUCUCAAGUUCGCAGCCAGAUCCAUUGCGCAGGGGUGUUGAGCCAAGUCUGGAGUUGGCCUCUGAUAUGGAUGUUGUAGUGCAGCAUGUUAGCUUUUCGCAGCCAGCACACCUUGAUGACAUGCUGCUGAGCACACAGACGCAGGGUACACAGAGCUCUUCACAGACACCUCUUCAGAGGUUAGUGAAGCGAAUGACAAGGUUCUUUGUCACCACUGAUGCCCAGCAGACUGUUGAGGAGCUAAAAUCCCUCUUUGAGCGUCUGGGUUAUUCAUGGAAGACAAACUCUCCAGGACAGAUCACUGUUACAACGCUAGAUAAACGCAAAGCACAGCUAGUGUUUAAAGCAAGCCUGAUUGAGAUGAGUGCAAAGAUCCUUGUGGACUUCAGGCUGUCUCGUGGUGACGGCUUGGAGUUCAAGAAGCACUUCGUGAUCAUCAGGAACCACCUGUCCGAACACAUUGCCAAGGGCCCUGUCAGCUGGCCUAUAGCAGUGGCCACUAACAGCAUUCCUUGACCUAAGUCUUAGUCUAAAGCCAUGUUCAUGAUACUGACCAACAGAAUCUCGUGUGCCAAUCAUGCCUGCCCAACAAUUCCUACGUUCUUACCUGAUAGUGUGUACAUUUGUAGUGUAAAUAGCGCUAUGUUAAGGAGCCUUUUAUAGUGCUAUGCUAAUGAGCCUUGGCUUUGACAUGUCACUAGAAGUUAGGCAUGCUACAGACAAUAAAAGUGCCUUUUUAUCACUA